AUGUAUGGCUAUGUUCAUUUCAAAAAUCGGAACCAGCCACAUGGAGUACCAUCGAAAGAUUGUAUCUUGGAAGGGUAUCCCACGGCUCUCUAUGCUUUCCAGGCUCAGCCUGAUGGAUCCAUGGUCUGUGCACCAAUCAUCUUUCAAACGGCGAAGGACAAGCCGCAACCGGAGCAUCGAAAUGAAGAUCGGUGGUAA
Molecule: messenger RNA, 198 nt
Organism: Penicillium odoratum
Lineage: Eukaryota; Fungi; Ascomycota; Eurotiomycetes; Eurotiales; Aspergillaceae
Exons: 3
Coding region: 1-198 (65 amino acids)
Source: RefSeq, a predicted model, not a curated record